CCUAGUAGAGCGUGAAAUUGGGCAAAGUCAUCUAGAUAUAUUGGAAGCGGAGAGAGAGAGGACCUGAAAGAGAGUCUAAGCGUAGACGAAAGGAUGCCGCUGAGUACGACCGCUAUCGGAGCACUCUUGGGAUUGGGCACCCAGAUGUACUCCAAUGCCCUCCGCAAGCUCCCUUACAUGCGCCAUCCUUGGGAACACGUUUUGGGGAUGGGAAUUGGAGUGGUGUUUGUAAAUAAGCUGGUCAAAUGGGACGCCCAGCUCCAGGUAGACCUGGACAAGAUGCUCGAGAAGGCCAAGGCCGCCAACGAAAGCCGUUACUUUGAUGAAGAUGAUGAUUAGCUUUGUCUUCUCCAUGAAUUGUGGCAUGUUCAAACAAGACAUGCAUGUUUUGAGAGGAUGCUGGAUUCAAAGUUGUCUACACUUGUUUGCUAGUGUAUGUUGCCCUGUUUUUAUGAGUACUGCAAUUUUUUUGUUUGCUUCACAGAAAAAAAAAGUGGGCUUGAUAAGUUAGCCUGGGGAAUUUAGUAUCUACUGCGUUACGUAAUAAAUGAAAUGAAAUUAAUUGAAUUGAAAUGAAUCACUGCAGUAGGUGUUAUUUGAUGAAGGAUCUAAUCUAGUACUGAAUUUUCUGGAGUA
Messenger RNA from Humulus lupulus (European hop), 636 nucleotides. RefSeq lists its product as uncharacterized. NCBI's taxonomy places the organism in Eukaryota, Viridiplantae, Streptophyta, Magnoliopsida, Rosales, Cannabaceae. The transcript is spliced from 3 exons. The coding region runs from base 94 to 339 and encodes 81 amino acids. The record is from RefSeq and is a predicted model, not a curated record.